GAUGGCGGAGAUGAUUCACAGGGUGACGUUCAUAAUUUCUGUUAUUUUACUGGGAUUUUCUGUUGCAGCUCCCACACCGUAUACCAAAACAUUUCUGAAGAAUUACUUGGAUCAGAACUGCUCGUUUCCACCUUUUAGGGAAGUAACCAAAAUGGAUUUGUCUUUUUCAAACUUUUCAUGUGAAAAGGACGAUCCGAAUUCCUGGUGCAAUUUGUUGCAAUCGGCACAGAACGCGACUUGUCACAUGAAAAUGGAUUCUAACAAAUACGAUGAAAUAACGAAGUUGUUUACGGAAGAAGAUUUUUGUCGUCGCUUUAAAGUCGGCGAAAAUAUGAACUGCAGCUCAUGGUGUCAAGGGAAACUGCCGAUAUGCAAAGCUUUAUAUCUUUAUUAUACUGUCAUUUCAUCUGGAUCCGGAAUAGAAACACCAGGAGGAUCUGUUGAGAGUACCAAGAAACCAACUGGUGGAGAAACCGUAACAACAGGUCAGGGAAAUGUGGAUGAAACUCAUAAGACUGAGUCUGUGAAAGAUACUCACACAAAACUGGAUAAUCAUGGAACUGCUGGAGCAGACACAAAUACUACCGGGAAAACUGGAACUGGUACUUAUGAUAGUGGGAACACCAAAACAACAGGGAAUACUACCACAAAAACUGGAACUGUUACUAAUGUUAGUGGAAAUACCGAAACAACAGGGAAUACUACCGCAAAAACUGGAACUAGUAAUAUUGUUAUUGGGGAUAUCAAGACAGCAGGGAAUACUACCACAAAAACUGUAACUGGUACUAAUGUUGGUGGGAGUACCGAAACACCAGGGAAUACUACCACAAAAACUGUAACUGGUACUGAUGUUGGUGGGAGUACCGAAACACCAGGGAAUACCGGGGUUAACUCUACAACUAAAAAAAUUGACGAGAAAGCUGAAAGUGUCACAAGAUCAAACACUGAUAGAACUAAUGGAACAGACACUGAAAUUGGUGGAGACCAUGGCUUGUUUAUGAAUACUGACGGAAAGGCCGGAACAGUUGCGACUGGAAUAGCUGCAGAUACUGGUGAGAAGGUUGAAACAGGGAAAAAUACUGGAGGAAACCAUGGAACUGUUGCACCUGUUGCAGGUGGAAUGGUUGUGAAUACUAAUGGGACGACUGGAACAAGGACAAGUGUUGGUGGGAGUGCUGAACCAGUUGUAGCUGAAACAGGUGGGAAUACUGGUGGAAACUCUGAAAUAGUUGUAAAUGGAACGGAAAAAACUGGAGAAAAACCCAAAGCAGCUUUGAAGAUUGAUGGGAAAACAGAAACAGCUGUGGAUACUAAAGGGAAUGCUGAAACAGCUUCAAAUACUGGUGGGAAUGCUGAAACAGCUUCAAAUACUGGUGGGAAUGCUGAAACAGCUUCAAAUACUGGUGGGAAUGCUGAAACAGCUUCAAAUACUGGUGGGAAUGCUGGAACACUUUCAAAUACUGCUGGGAAUGCAGGAACACUUUUAAAUACUGAAGGGAAUGCUGGUUCAAAUACUGGUGGGAAUGCUGAAACAGCUGGUUCAAAUACUGGUGGGAAUACUGGAACACUUUCAAAUACUGAAGGGAAUGCUGGUUCAAAUACUGGUGGGAAUGCUGAAACAGCUGGUUCAAAUACUGGUGGGAAUGCUGGAACACUUUCAAAUACUGGUGGGAAUGCUGAAACACUUUCAAAUACUGAAGGGAAUGUUGGUUCAAAUACUGGUGGGAAUGCUGAAACAGCUGGUUCAAAUACUGGUGGGAAUGCUGGAACACUUUCAAAUACUGGUGGGAAUGCUGGAACACUUUCAAAUACUGGUGGGAAUGCAGGAACACUUUUAAAUACUGAAGGGAAUGCUGGUUCAAAUACUGGUGGGAAUGCUGAAACAGCUGGUUCAAAUACUGGUGGGAAUACUGGAACACUUUUAAAUACUGAAGGGAAUGCUGGUUCAAAUACUGGUGGGAAUGCUGAAACAGCUGGUUCAAAUACUGGUGGGAAUGCUGGAACACUUUCAAAUACUGGUGGGAAUGCUGGAACACUUUCAAAUACUGGUGGGAAUGCAGGAACACUUUUAAAUACUGAAGGGAAUGCUGGUUCAAAUACUGGUGGGAAUGCUGAAACAGCUGGUUCAAAUACUGGUGGGAAUACUGGAACACUUUUAAAUACGGAAGGGAAUGCUGGUUCAAAUACUGGUGGGAAUGCUGAAACAGCUGGUUCAAAUACUGGUGGGAAUGCUGGAACACUUUCAAAUACUGGUGGGAAUGCUGGAACACUUUCAAAUACUGGUGGGAAUGCUGGAACAAAUUCAAAUAUUGGAUGGAAUGCUGCAACAAAUACUGACAACCAAGCCUCUAGUAACGAGAAUUCGGUGAACAGAUUGCCGGUCGUAAACACUGAAGAGGUGGAUGAUGAAGACGAACCUUCGUCUGGCCAUUUUGUAGCCUACUUCCUUACUGCAGUCGUUUUGUAUGUGGCAGGAUAUGUACUCUUCCACAACAAACAGAAGAUUGUGGCGUUCAUUGUUGAAGGCAGAGGCGGGCGGCGACAAAGACGACCGAAAACAAGUGACUACAAAAAACUACAGCCCAGUGUUGAGGAAGUGAUGCCCUCUCUGGAGAAGUCCACAACAGGAAGCAAAUACAUUUACUGAAUAUCUCUCAAUAGGUUAGGGGUAGAGUAAAUAUAUUUACUGAAUAUCUCUCAAUAGGUUAGGGGCAGAGUAAAUACAUUUACUGAAUAUCUCUCGAUAGGUUUGGGCCAGAGUAAAUACAUUUACUGAAUAUCUCUCAAUAGGUUAGGGGUAGAGUAAAUACAUUUACUGAAUAUCUCUCAAUAGGUUAGGGGCAGAGUAAAUACAUUUACUGAAUAUCUCUCGAUAGGUUAGGGGCAGAGUAAAUACAUUUACUGAAUAUCUCUCAAUAGGUUAGGGCCAGAGAGAAUACAUUUACUGAAUAUCUCUCGAUAACUUUGGGGCAGGUCUGGUUCGAUUCACAAGGAUUAAAUACAUUUACUGAAUGUCUCUCAAUAGGUUAGGGGUAGAGUAAAUACAUUUACUGAAUAUCUCUCAAUAGGUUAGGGGCAGAGUAAAUACAUUUACUGAAUAUCUCUCAAUAGAUUGGGGGUAGAGUAAAUACAUUUACCGAAUAUCUCUCAAUAGGUUAUUAGGGGUGGGGUUGAGUCACAACAAGGAUUAAAUACAUUUACUGAAUGUGUUUGGGGUGUGGUCGGGUCAUGAGAAGAAUUAGAUACAUACAUGUAUACUGAAUGUCUCAAUAAGUUUGGGGCAGGGUUGGGUCAUGAGAAGGAUUGAAUACUUCUACUGAAUAUCUGUCUGUAAUACACAUAUCUACAUUAACAUUCACGGGGUCUUGUAUUGGGAAUGCAACUCACCAAAGAGUUAUUAGGAAACAUGAGGGGGGAUAGGGGAGGUCAGUGUGUCUGUGGGUUAAGGAUUGGUCUUUGUGUGAUAGGGGUGGGGGAUAGGGGAGGUCAGCGUGUCUGUGGGUUAAGGAUUGGUCUUUGUGUGAUAGCGGUGGGGGAUAGGGGAGGUCAGCGUGUCUGUGGGUUAAGGAUUGGUCUUUGUGUGAUAUGGGUGGGGGAUUGGGGAGCUCACUGGGUAUGUAAAAAGGUGGAAGAUUUUAGGUAUACGAAAUGUGUCGAGGGUUAAGGGUAUAGAGGGGAUUGUGAUGGGGGAGGGGAGGUAACGGACUGCAAAAUAUUGUAUUGAAUGUAACCAGGGUGAUUGUCUCCUCAGGACAGUGAACAAAGAAAUCUUCUUACCUUGGGUAGGUAAAAAUGGAGAGAUACAUGUCCCUGAUCGAGACUUGGCAAACACAUCUACCAUACUCCUCAUAUGGUUCUUUAGAUGUAGUUUACAUGUGUUGGGGUGUAAAUUGAUGAUCAAUUUGAAUAUACCAUUAUUUCAAAUCUUAUGUUUCAACCAAAAGGUCCAUGUCUGUUUGUUAUGCUGUCAAUUUUCCUUAUGAAUGGUAAGGUUUUUAAUUUAUUGUGUGCUAUAUGUGUCUGCACGUUCCUCAAAGGAAGACAUAUCUUCUAAAGACUCCUGGUAAUUUUUCCACAAUACCAACCUAUGUAUAAUAUGCUGAGGGAUCAGAUCUCAUUUUCUCCAUUUUAAAUGUAUCCCUGUAAAAUGUUGAUACUCUGUAUCUGACAAGCAGUGGUAUUGCUUGUCCAAAGUAUAAAAGAUUUUACAUUCCGUAAUUACAUUGUGUUCAGGCUGCAGCUGAGAUUUCAUCAAUAUGACAUUCAUCUAUCUAUUUAUAGAAAGAGAAUUUGAUGUGUUCACUCAUUGAAAGAUAACACCUUUGUAUUAUAUUAGGGGUCAACAUUCUACUUUCUAAAUAGAUUAAUCAAACUCAUCAUCUCGAGUAAAUAUGAUAAUUUUGGCAUGUUCUUGAGGGAACUAUAGAUGUUAUGUGUAUUUGUAUGGUAGUACGAAUAAGAUCAGGAUCAGUAUUGAUAUUGGAAGGGAUAUCAAUGUGUGAAGUGUUUUGAUAUGCUAUCCUUGUCAAGUGUUACCGAGUGGGUGCCGAGUGGAAAGUUUGUAAGAGUAUAUGACAGGACCCGCACUAGUUUUUCAAGGAUGAGAAACUUUCACACUAAUUUUUUACAGAUUUUGGGGAAUAUCUUUCAUAAAAUUCUCUCAUGAUUACAUGUGUUUGUCAACGAAUAUUUGUAUCAAAUACAUGGUACUCGAUAUUCAUAAUAGAUAUAUCUGUGAUAUGAUUCCAUACAUCCUUGUUCGUUUUACUGGUAAUGUGAGAAGAAUUCCAUUAAACCUAUAUAUAUCUGUCUCUUUCUGCUCUAUUGGACUUAAAACUUAAAAGCAAAUCCUUCAAAUAAAUGCUUUCUAAACUUUCUUUGUAUCAUUGUAUCUUGAUCCACAUCCAGGAGGCCCUUAUACAUGUAAAUUUCAAGCUGCAUUUAUUUACAGAAUGUACCUAUAAUUUUGUAUGUGCAUACAGGUAAUUUUCAAGUCUGAAUUACUGUGUUAUAAGAUGUUCAGUUAGAGGCCACUAGGUCACUGUCAUUGCAGCUUUUGUGAUUAGCUAAGCUAGAUUACAUUAGAGUAGUGUCAGUGACAAUGUAUUGUGCAGCCUCUUGUUGUGUUUGUACAAUAUUGAACUUUUGGUACUUAAAUAUUCCAUUACUACAUAUCAUCAUCUGUAAAAAAGUAUUAUGAUAUUCAAUUUGCAAUUUGUGUGGUUGUUUCAAUUAAUCAACAUCCCUCAGACCCUGUGUGAUGUUUUAUAUACUUUUAGUGAAGUAUUUUUUUCUACAUGGGGUCGUGGUGGCCGAGUGGUUAAGGUUUCCAGACACUUCAUCACUAGCCCUCCACCUGAGUUGCGAUUUCGAAACCUACGUGGAGCAGUUGCCAGGUACUGACCGUAGGCCGGUGGUUUUUCUCCUGGUACUCCGGCUUUCCUCCACCUCCAAACCUGGCUCGUCCUUAAAUGACCCUGGUUGUUAAUAGGACGUUAAACAAAAUAAACCAAACCAAAUUCUACAUGUAUGAUUGUGUGAAGGAGGGUAAAGGGAGAUAACUUCAACAAAAUAUUGACAUUUUCAUUUUUCUCAAGGAAAAAAAAAAAUCUAUAACCAGGGAGUAGAUAAUACAGGGACAGUAGAUUAGGAUUAUUAAAAAGAAUACAUUUUUAAGACAGAUUUGGUUAUAAAAAUGUGAAAACAAGGAUUAGCAUGUAAGCAUGUUAUUAUAGGAAGAGGUAGGAUGAAAUUUCUUGAAAAAUACUUGCUGGAAUAAUGGUUCUGUAUUGAAACAUGGGGACAAUAAUUAGGAUAUGAUUUUCUAAUGAACUGGAAAAUAAUGUAAAAUAUACUGAGAAAAUCUGUAGGUAUGACCAUAGGUGUCUUGAUCUGGUAAGUAUGUAUAAAAAACAAAAAUUAGCACCUCCUCCUACCACAUAUAUAUUCAUAUUUUAGGAGUAGGAGCUAGUAUUUCUUUUUUAAAAUACUAACCAGAUGCAGAUGCCUGUGGAAUUAUUGAAAGUGGAAAAGUUGAAUGAUAUGACAGGGAUAAAAAGAGGAUUUACUCAUAGAGAGGAUAAAAAGGAAAGAGUAAGAUAUACAGUUAAUCCUGUUGUAAGGGACACCUCUACAUACAGGACACUUGUCUAUAAAGGACAGACUCAUCAGACCCACUCCUCCAAAUUUACUAUAUAGUUAACCUCUGUAAAAAGGACACCUGUCUAUAAAGGACAGACUCGUAAGACACGCUCCUUCCAAUUUACUAUAUAAUUAACCUCUGUAAAAGGACACCUGUCUAUACAGGACAUACUCAUCAGACCCACUCCUCCCAAUUUACUAUAUAGUUAAUCUCUGUAUAAAGGACACCUGUCUAUAAAGGACAGACUCGUAAGACCGCUCCUUCCAAUUUACUAUAUAAUUAACCUCUGUAUAAAGGACACCUGUCUAUACAGGACAGACUCAUCAGACCCACUCCUCCCAAUUUACUAUAUAGUUAACCUCUGUAAAAAGGACAUCUGUCGAUGAAGGACAGACUCAUCAGACCCACUCUUUCCAAUUUACUAUAUAAUUAACCUCAGUAUAAAGGACACCUGUCUAUAAAGGACAGACUCAUCAGACCAACUCCUUCCAAUUUACUAUAUAAUUAACCUCUGUAAAAGGACACCUGUCUAUAAAGGAGGAACUCAUAAGACCCACUCUUUCCAAUUUACUAUAUAAUUAACCUCUGUAUAAAGGACACUUGUCUAUAAAGGACACUUGUCUAUAAAGGACACUUGUCUAUAGGACACUUUUGAUCUGUCAUUUUGGUGUCCUCUAUUGACAGGUUUGACUGUAUUUGUUAGUAAAAUAAUCGGAAUAUAGUAAAACUUAAGAUUUCAGAAAGAAACAUGUUAAUUUCAAAUCAGCCUAUAAUCACCUCACGAUCACAAAGAUCAAGAAAUCAAGUCUCUAAAUGCAUGUAACAGUACAGUACCUUGUCAAAUUCUUUGACCUAAAUAUAGGUUUAAGUUACUGUGGGCCUGUGUGUGUGUACGCUGAGAAAAAGUCUAGUUUCUAGGAAAGGGUACAGUACUUAUUCUUAAGUUAAACAAUAACCAACAUAUUUAUAACAAAAAACUCUUUGUGCCUUAUGAAAAGUUUAUUUUAUAGCUUCAGUUUCUCAAAUGUUCCUAAACUGCAAGAAAUUUUAGUUGAUUUUUCAUGGUAAAAUUUUUUAAGUAAAUUUUACUUCCAACUCCAAACCUGUAAUUCCUCGUAUUGGAUAAAUUAUGAAUAGGAAUUUCUUCAGCUUGGGAAUGUUUAUGAAACCGAGUUCUCUAGUUUUCGAGGUCUUUUUUACUUAAGUCCUCACCUGUUAUACAAUACAAUACUGACAUUGUUGUCCUGAACUUGCCAAUUGUCUCUAGAACUACACAUUUUAUGAGAUUAUAUUUAACUUUGUCUUUGUAGAAUAUAUUUGAAGACUUAUUUUGAUUAAAGUUUGAGCUGUACAUAGUUUUGUGAUGUUAGGCAUAGGUUUUUAAGGUAUAGAGGUUAAUUAACAUUUGUUAAACAUAGAACAAAUGAAAGAAAUCAUCAAAGUAAAGUUGAUCCCUUCUUUAUUCUUUUAUGCAGGAAGUUUCACUAGAUCUAUAUUCUUUUUGCGCAAGCUUUUUGAUGUUAAUAAUUCUGAAUAUGAGUAGAAACAGUGAUAGCUUUUCCUGUUUAUGUUUAUUGAGGUCAAAGCGUCAUUGAUUAUCAAAAUAAAAAAAUUCUCCUGCAAAAUGGAAAAAAAUAUCUCCAGAAACCCUAGAAUGAUAUUAAAACAUUUCUUCAUUGUAUAUAUAACACAAAAGCAUUUUUUUUUUUUUUUUGGUAGAAAAGUGAAAAAAUAAAUGUAGGGAAAGCAUUACUUGUAUUUUAGGAGGAAGAUGAUUAUUUUUGAGAUACCAAGGAAAACCCUUAUAUCAUAAAUUUCACAAUCUAGAUGAUGGGUAGCAUUGCUUUGUAUUGUUAAAAAAUCUGUUUACCAGUACAUAUUUACCGGUAAAAUAUAUUGAGGGAUAAAUACAAUUGCGUUACUUUUUGUUUUAUAAGUAUGAGUAUGAAGAUACUUUGUGCCGAGGGUGUAGAUACGAUUGUAUAUCUAGCAUUGUGUCGCAAUUUCAUUGCGGGUCUAUAUGAGGGAUAUCAUCUAUGCAUCAGCUUCAUCAUCAAACACAUAAAUGGAAUACAGGAAAUCUUUAAACAUUUCUGUACCAAAUUCAGCCUCCAUAUCAUCAGUCAUUAGUGUUAGCAUCUCCAACAAAUGGAAAAUCAUCUCUUUUCUCAGCUUUCAUCCUUAAUGUACAGCAGAUAGCGUAUAGAUUAUUAGCGUUCAUUAAUUGUCAUUCAUUUCAUUAUUGCAUUAUAAUGACCAUUGUCCUUUUUGGGGUGACAAUCCGUUGUAACCAGGGGGAAACAUGGAUUAUGAUAUGUACCUGUGCUACUGUUAGAUGUUUAUAACCAUAGUGAUGCAUAAUUUAUAUCUUUUUUUUUUCUUUGAUAAAUAAUUGGUUGAAAACUACUUAGUUUUUAGAUGUUUUACUCAGUAGCUAUAUUAGUAUUUUAAGCAAUCUAAAUUUCUUAAGGAUGCAUGUGAUAUAUUCCAUAUAAGAGAAAAUUUAUGUAGAUGGAUAAAACAGAAUUCAUUUAAGAUCAAGUAAUGUUCUGGGAAAUAAUAUUGCUGAUGCAAGAAGUUUAGCAAUUUUCAAACUCAUGAUUAAAGAAAAAAAUGCAACCAAAUUGAGGGGACACAGGGACUUGGCACAUAUUCACAACAAAGUGUCCGUAUAUUUAUUACAUAUAUAAUACAUGUGUAUAUGGACAUUUGUCUUGGGAAUUUUGUCCCUGUGAACUAAAUUGUUGAAAAGCUUUGUAAUUGGUCUUUAAAAGGUUUUUAACUCCAAACAACCAAUCAGAUUUGGUUUCUGUUUGAUUUGAGACUGGUAAAGAAUAUGUAUCAUUUUUCAAGGUACUUGCAGUUGUGGAGUAGCAAAACUAUAGUCAUUUUCAUUUAUCAAUCUCACUCACAAAAUAGAGACAACCACUUGUGUUGCUAUGACAACCGAAGGUUAAGGUCACAUACUUUGACCCUGUUAAAGUGUGAAGGUCGUUUGAAGUGCCAUGAUUAUACUUUAUUAUUAUCAAUCUCACUGUAUCAUUCCGUUGUGUGUGUUUUGUUUAUUGUUGAAUCUAUAAGAAUAGUUUGUUAUUUUAUUCCACUAGUGAUAAUAUCUUGAUGUUCAUUUAAACAAUGACAGUGAUAAAGAUGUGUUUGGUUCAGUGUGUAUAUAUACCAGUAUCAUACUUUGGACUACUUUUUUGUGUUAUUUAUUUUGUAAACUUGCAAUGCUGGGUCUACAGAUGUCAUAAAAAGUUCAUAAUAUUUUUAUGAUGUGGUAUCUGCUCACAAUGUUAGUUUAUUUCCCUUCAACCAAUUUCAUGCACAGACUAAAAAGUCAAGUCAUGCGAUACCAACGUCGAUCUGAGACGAGUUUCAGAAAUACUCAUAUACAUGCAAGUGUUGGUUUAUCAGAACAAGUUCACUUUUGUAUUUUGAUUAAUUUGAAUAUGGGUUCCUCCAAAAAAUGUUGGAAUAAGAUGGUAACCAAUUAAUUCUGUACACGCAGUAAGAUUGACGAGAAGACUGCCAGACUCAUCAUCUUCUCCGUUUUGUGUAAUAUCUCAAUAAAUGUAUUAGAUAUGAAUUCACAAUUAUUGUCGAAUUAGCCAUGCUUAUUAUUAUUCUCUUCUAAUUAAAGUUUUCAAUUAAUGACAAAAGCGAAAUAUUCUUAUCCUAUUUGUAAAUUAGAAAAUACCACGAACAAUUUUGAACCUAUCUUAAAAUAUUUCACAAUUCAGUGUGUUAAUAUUAUUUUUUGGUUGUGUUUUCAACUCCGUCUUGUUUCUGUGAAAUAUUACCUAGCACUUUUCACGUCAGUAUGGAUGAGGGCGACAUGAAUCUAUUUAUUUUGUGUAUUCUACAUGUGUGAGCUAGCUUUUUGUAUUUAAUGAUAAUAAUAAAGGUUUUAAUAUUA
Messenger RNA from Pecten maximus, 10061 nucleotides. RefSeq lists its product as uncharacterized. The transcript has 6 exons. Bases 2 to 2647 code for a protein of 881 amino acids. The record is from RefSeq and is a predicted model, not a curated record. Lineage: Eukaryota; Metazoa; Mollusca; Bivalvia; Pectinida; Pectinidae.